ACCGGAAAAUGAAGGCUCUGUUUUGGCAGUGUCUCUCCAAAGAGAAAUUGUUGACGAAAACUAUAAAUAUCACGUCUUCUUCACAGCUAAGAAUUAGGGUUCAUAAUGUCGAUACCAGUAGAUCUCUUUUUCUUCUAAACCUAGACGGAUUCUGAAAACUACUCUAUCUCAAACAUUCUCUCAAUUUCAAAAUCCGCACAAAUCACGCGCAUUAGCAGAAAUUCAAGGAAUAAUCAUUAGAAAGCCUUAAAAUCUGAAACUGCUCAUCGCAUACAUUUUCUGAAUUUCAAUCUCCUCAGAAAUCACGCGCAUACGGUGUUUGCAUACAGAGUCCAGAGCACAAUCAUCCAGAUCUUCCCGAGGUUCUCUUUUUAAUUGAUUGUAUAUCGUAAAUUUCCGAUGAAUUUGUCAUUCUCAUGUAAUUUUUUUAAUUUUAUUUUGCAAGUACUUCAUCUGUCCAACAGGAAAGUUCGAAAAUUUGAAGGUAGCUGAAACUCAAAAUCGAAAUCGGAAGUCAGAGGAUCGAACUUUAGUAAGAAUUUGAAGAACUUCAUGGAGUUUUUUUACGGUAGUAGUAAUGAUAUGCAAGCUUCCAAUGUUCAUUCCUUCGACGGCAAUGUUUCGCCGAUCAACGCUCAGAACUUCAUAGGACGAGGCCGUUUCUAUCCUGGAUCAAAAACUCCGAUCCUCGAUCCUUACUCUUCUUCAGAAAGUACUGGUAGUUCUUCCAAUAAAGUCUCUCCGCUAGUCCGAUACCUUUGUCCAAACUCGCCGGUGCCGUUUAUUAGCGAUUCUCCAAAGCACCGUUCUCUGGUCAGUACUAGCAGCGGAAGCAGAAGCGGUUCCGGCGGCGGAGUUUCCCGUUCGCCUCUAGCUUCACUAGAGAACAUUGAGAUUCCGCUUAUGUUCAGAACUCCAGUGAAGGUCGGAGAGGAUGUGGUAGUCAUGGACGGUAUUCUGGUUGAGCGGAAACAUGGUCCGAGAGCUAAAUUGUCACCGUCGACAUCAGAUUCAGGUGGACGGUUGUCUUCAUCGACACCGGCAAAUGACAAUAGCUUUCACAAAUCGGAAACUUGUCGGUGGUGGGAGGAUUCCGGCACUUGCCGCUUUGGUUCCAAAUGCCGGUUUGUACACGGGAAAGAAGAUUUACGCCCAACUGCUUUUGCCAACAGAAAUCAAUCUGAGGCACUGCUCUGCAGAUCAUACAGUUCAGGACCAUCUUCUUAUGGACCAAGGGGCCGAUCUGUUCAUCAGCAGGUCCACUCAGCCGCGUCUCCGGCAAAAGCAGCACCAAUGUCCACCCCAACCACUACUACUACUACUACUCUUAAAGUGUUUACUAAAGACAAAGAGCCCUCAAGCAGCGACAGUAGCACCACUUCCACCCCCACCAGUACUAUCUCUUCCACUGACUGGUGUCCCCUGGAUGACAAUAUCGAGGUUACCUUGCCUUCUACUGGUGAAAAUUGUGUUUCCAGGGAAGAUGUUAAUGCUCAUAUACAGACUGUUCUCUAUGGCACUUCUGGAAGGAAGAGAUUGCCGGCAUGCAUUGACUUAGUUGAGGAGUAGAUAGCCAUAUUAACAAGUCUCAGUUCAAGCCAUCAAUUCUCAAUAAAGUUUUCAUAGAAGGAGUGGGCUCAUGAAUAGGGAAGAGUAGAUGGAAGAAGAGGGGAAGGAUGACCAUUUUUAUGGAAGCAAGCAAAGUCUCAUUGGUUACAAAACUUUCAUUGGAUAAAGGAUAUUUGGCAUUAUCCACCAUCAAUAUAUAAGAUGUCAAUCAUGUUUGGCCAUAGAAUUCUGAAAUAAAACUUCAAUUUGAAUUUUGGGAUUUAAAAAAUAUCAAAAGAGCUUUUCACUUU
Messenger RNA from Solanum stenotomum, 1859 nucleotides. RefSeq lists its product as uncharacterized. The record is from RefSeq and is a predicted model, not a curated record. NCBI's taxonomy places the organism in Eukaryota, Viridiplantae, Streptophyta, Magnoliopsida, Solanales, Solanaceae. Gene Ontology annotation, molecular function: metal ion binding; mRNA binding. The transcript is spliced from 6 exons. The coding region runs from base 553 to 1569 and encodes 338 amino acids.